Molecule: messenger RNA, 1611 nt
Organism: Oreochromis niloticus (Nile tilapia)
Lineage: Eukaryota; Metazoa; Chordata; Actinopteri; Cichliformes; Cichlidae
Gene: fam3c
Product: FAM3 metabolism regulating signaling molecule C
Exons: 10
Coding region: 202-885 (227 amino acids)
Source: RefSeq, a predicted model, not a curated record
UCUGCUUUUUCCGGAGGAGUGGCGCCUCGCUUUCACGGUUUGCGCCUCUUCCACAGUCCAGCUGUCAUGACGCGUAUCAGCACCACCAUCGUAAGUUAAUCAGCCUGUCCUAAAAGAGUCACACAGGAGCGUCCACCGCUAUUUUGCUACGUAAACAGGUUGACAGCUGUUUUUUUUAAAAUCUUCUGGAGACUCGCAAAUAUGGUUAGAGCCAACGGAAUUUUAAAGUUGACAGUGCUGGUCAUUGGAUUCCUCCUGGCUGUCUUCUUGGCUUUUCAGCUAUUCGAGAUUAAUGCGGAUUUUAAACUGGCUAAUAUGAUUUCAAGAUCUGUGCCAGAAAAUGACAUUUCAACAAAGCCUGUCAGGCAUAAAUGUGGGCUGUCCAAGGCAUGUUCAGCUGGACAUUUUGCCUUCAAGAUGGCAAGUGGUGCAGCCAGUGUGGUCGGGCCCAGAAUCUGCCUGGAGGACAAAGUAGUAAUGAGCGGCGUGAAGAACAACGUGGGAAGAGGAAUCAACAUCGCCCUGGUUAAUGGGAAGACAGGGGAAGUUGUCAAAACAGAAUAUUUUGAUAUGUGGGCUGGAGAUGUGGCUCCCUUGAUUAAAUUCCUGAAUGAAAUUGAAGAUGGGACCGUUGUAAUGAUGGCCUCAUUUGAUGAUUCCGCAACAAAACUCAAUGAUGAAGCCAGGAAGUUAAUUGCUGAUCUAGGCAGCUCAGCUAUUAAUAAUUUGGGCUUUCGAGAUAACUGGAUCUUUGUGGGAGGGAAAGGCAUCAAGACCAAGAGUCCAUUUGAGCAGCAUAUAAAGAACAGCGCAGAAACAAACAAAUUUGAAGGCUGGCCUGAAGUGUUGGAGAUGGAAGGCUGCAUACCCCAGAGGCACGAAUGACCUUUAAAGUGCUGCCAACCUUUGCAUUCACUCUUGUCUACCCAUGUGCUGUCACCUGCGCUGAUGUUCCUAUCUUGAUGAGACUUUAUAGUCGUUGCACUUUUUGUGCUCAGUAAGGCCAUUGUACACCUGUUACCCAGAAGCCUUUUAUCUGAAUUUGUCCACCACAGCAACAAUCUCACUAAAGAAGACAUUAGCAGGAAAAAGCUGUGAUGAUGCUUCAGUCAGAGCAUGUGAAAGGAAACUUGGACUCCAUUGCACUUCUCCUUCUGUUUAGAUGCUACUAAAUAGAUGCUAAAUCGGGUUUAUGAGUAGACUGCACUGAUCAGAAGGCUUUAAUCAUUUGCUCUUAAUCAAACUUUCUAUCUUUAGAUUCUCUUGGGAUUUGGUUGUGAUAGUGUUGCAUAAUGGCAAUGCUGACCAAAAAAGACAUAGUAGAUCAGAUUUUUGGGGAGGGGUGGCUAAUUUUUUGAUAACCUGUACCCUGCCUUAAAUAACCAUUGUUAUAUCUGUUUGUUUGUUUGUUUGUUCCAGAUGUUUGUUGUUAGAAAUUUGAUUUUUUUUUUUUUAAAUUAGAUUUGAAGAUUUUAUAACCAAAUGUACCAAAUUCACUGUGAUGUUUUGUACAUAUUUGUUUAGAGAAAGAAGCAGUUUUGAAAGGGAUUAAUUUAAUGAGCAUUUGAAUACUAAUAUAAUUUCUUAAAAUAAAUGAUCCUGUUGACAAUG